AUGCUUAGCAUCUUUGUGUCUCAGUUUCUCAUCUGUAAGCUGGCCAGGCCCCCAUACCCAGUCUCCCAAGACCCCAAACUAGAGAUUCUGCAGGUCCGCCCUGGUGCUGGGCACAGUGGAGCCUGGAUGGCAGCUUGUCUCCUGCAGCUGCCUCUAAGGCUGCUCCUGCUGGGGAUGGCUGCCCUGACCACAUCUGCCGUGGAUACAGCCGAGCUGGUGGCCGCGUGCGGCGGGACGUGGCGCGGGGACGCGCUGCUGCUGCGCUCCCACGCCGCCUCGCGCAGCUUCUACUUCGUGACUCCGGACACGGACUGCGGGCUGUGGGCGCGGGCGGCAGCCCCAGGCGACAGGAUCCGCUUCCAGUUCCGCUUCUUCCUGGUCUACAGCCUGGAGCCCGCCAACGCCUCCUCCUCCGCGCCGCCCGCCCAGCCCUGCGCCCCCGGCUCCUUCCUGCAGUUCUACGAGGGCCCGCCGGGGGCGCCCCGUCCCCUGGGGGCUCCGCUCUGCGGCCUGACCAUCCCCGCCCUGGUCACAUCCUCCGGACCCUUCCUAGGCCUGCGCCUGGUCACCAGAGGCCGCCAGCCCCGAGUGGACUUCGUGGGAGAAGUCACUUCUUUCCGGCUGGGGCCUUGUGGCACCUACUUCCACUGUCGGAAUGGCAGGUGCAUCCCUCUGAACUUGGUGUGUGAUCGCUGGGGCAUGGACAACUGUGGCGACAGCAGUGACCAGAGCCCCUGGCCACCAGCCAACUGCAGAGGUCCCUCUCCACUGCCCAAUCAGACGGGGAGCACAGAUGACGACACCUCUGAGCCCCUGACUCCCUCCCCAACUCUGGAGACUACUGGCUCUCUCCAGACAGCAGCUCAGAGGAGUCUCCCAGCAGGCUGGGACACUGCCCAACAGAAUUUGGAAGGUAGAUGGCUCUUAGUGACAACUUGCUCCUACUCUUUCACUGAAAUCAUACUUGUCCCUGUCCAGGAGAUGGGGUCGGGGCAGCAGGCCCAGGAUGAGGCUGAGUGGACUCUUUCCUCCUGCAGAGUCUCAGUUCGGGGGAUGGCGCUGGCCUCCUCACUGCUCCUGGCCUCCACUGGCCUCCUCAUGGGCCUCCUUUGGUGCUGCUGCUCCCCCAGUCGGCCGGUCUGGAAACCUUGGGCCAUUAGCCUCAGCCUCAAAUGUGGUGCAGCCUGUAACAUCUGCUAUCUGUGUCCUGCCCGGGUUGCCCCUGGUAGGGCUGUGGCCUAGC
Messenger RNA from Castor canadensis (American beaver), 1243 nucleotides. NCBI's taxonomy places the organism in Eukaryota, Metazoa, Chordata, Mammalia, Rodentia, Castoridae. The record is from RefSeq and is a predicted model, not a curated record.